GAGGUGCUCCCUAACGAGGAAGAAAAGCCCAUCCACCACCCUCACCCCACUUCGCCUGUUUGUGCGGAUGACAGGAUGGUGAGAGAGGAUGAGGAAGAGAAUCCACGGCAGGCAAGCUGUGAGGAGCCAAAACCCCAUGGGGCAUCAUCCAGAUGCUCCAGAGAAGACAUCGCAUCAAGCCUCCAGCAGGAAAAAGCCUCUGAGAGUCAGCACGGGGCAGAAAGGCAGCAGGGAAAGCAGCCAGGGAAGAAAGGGUGUCAAGUCAUUAGUUCUAGUAGAGGUGGAAAGGACAUCCGGGAAACCUCAAUGCAGCAGAGAACCCAUACAAGAGAAAAAAAAAACCCACCCACUGAAUGUGAGAAAAGAUUCAAUAUGAGCAAACGGAUUGGUAGAUCUCAGACCCCGCACCCGGGAGAGAAGCCCUAUAAAUGCCAGGAGUGCGGGAAGAGUUUCAAUCAGAGCUCCAACCUUAUUCUGCACCAACGAACGCACACGGGGGAGAGGCCCUACAAAUGCCUCGACUGUGGGAAAAGUUUCAAUCGGAGCUCGAGCCUUGUCGUGCAUCAGAGAAUCCACACAGGAGACAAACCCCACAAAUGCACCAAGUGCGGGAAGAGUUUCAUUCAGAGCUCCAACCUGACGACGCACCAGAAAAUCCACACGGGAGAAAAAAACUGUCAGUGCCCAGAGUGUGGGAAAAUGUUCAGCGACAACUCAGCCCUGAUUAAGCACCGAAGAAUCCAUUCGGGACAGAAACCCUAUAAAUGCCCAGAAUGUGGGAAAGGGUUUAGCGACAGCUCAACCUGUAUUCGACACCAGAGAACUCACACGGGAGAGAGACCCUACAAAUGCCUGGACUGUGGGAAAAGCUUCAAUCUGAGCUCCAACCUAGUUACGCACCGGAGAAUCCACACGGGGGAAAGACCCUAUAAAUGCCUCGACUGUGGGAGAAGCUUUAGUCAGAACUCGCAUCUGAUUAAACAUCAGAAAGUCCACACGAGGUUGAAAUCUUGAAUGUGGGAGUGGUUGCAGUCGGGGCUUUGGUUGGGUUUGGAUCAGCAAAUCCAUACAGGGAAGAAACUUCCUCAAUGUCCUGAGAAGGGAAAAUGUCAUGGG
Messenger RNA from Mauremys reevesii (Reeves's turtle), 1116 nucleotides. RefSeq names its product zinc finger protein 239-like. Gene Ontology annotation, molecular function: DNA-binding transcription factor activity, RNA polymerase II-specific; RNA polymerase II cis-regulatory region sequence-specific DNA binding. NCBI's taxonomy places the organism in Eukaryota, Metazoa, Chordata, Testudines, Geoemydidae. Bases 76 to 1014 code for a protein of 312 amino acids. The transcript is spliced from 2 exons. The record is from RefSeq and is a predicted model, not a curated record. Gene Ontology annotation, biological process: regulation of transcription by RNA polymerase II.